AUGAAACUGACAGCCUUCCUACUGUUCCUCGCGACAGCCUGCACUGAGCAUCAGCAUCGCCGAGAUACCACUGACAAUGGAAUCAAUCUGGGCGCGAUCUCAAGUGCAUUAGAACACAUGACAGCGAACCAAACAGCGAGCGCCAAUUUUGGCAACAUCUCAUCGCCCCCGAAAGCUCUCAUCGGCGAAAUUCUCUCGGUAGUCCCCGUCUCUGUCAUCUGGGAAUUGAUCAAUCCCGAUCAGCGCAAAUCCCUAGCAAGCCAAUUUAAUGCCGGUACCACACCGGCAUGGUACAAUGCCCUGCCGACCGACGUGAAAAGUUACAUGUCUGUGGUUAAAUCGCAGAUCUCGGACGGCGCUCUAACAGCCACAACGGGGGCGUAUGCGAAGGCGCAAACGCAAACGCAAACGCAGGUAAAAAGCACGUCGACCGGGUCCGAAUCCCAAUCGGGAUCAGGGUCGGGGUCAGGGUCAGCGAGCUCGACUUCGUCUAGUGCAGCUGCACCGACGGAAUUGACCGUAUCGGUGAUGGGCGCAUUGGGUGUGCUUGGACUUGCGCUAGCUUUGUGA
Penicillium brevicompactum is the source of this 570-nucleotide messenger RNA. RefSeq lists its product as uncharacterized. The record is from RefSeq and is a predicted model, not a curated record. Lineage: Eukaryota; Fungi; Ascomycota; Eurotiomycetes; Eurotiales; Aspergillaceae. The transcript is spliced from 2 exons. The coding region runs from base 1 to 570 and encodes 189 amino acids.